AUCCUGGUACGUGCCGGACCGCGCAUCGCCUCCCAGUCCCAGAGCCCAUCAGCCAGGGAUGAGCAGCGACAGGACGCCGCUCGGCCGGUCGCCUCUCAUGCUCCAGUCCCGGGGACCUGCUCCCUGCCGCGGGGGAGAAGAGGGUUCGUGUCCCCGGCCGUAAACGGUGCGGGAAGAUGCCCCGGGUGUGAGCUCUGCCACCGGUUUUGGGGAGGGAGGCAGAUUCAGACACGUUGGAGCGAGCAGACAUGGUUCUGAUGGCGGCUGUGUUGAGAUCUUGGAGCAGUGAGAUAAAGAGCCAAAUCCUGAGGGGUGGCCUGACCCACACGUGGGCCUCCUCUGUUGCCAUGUCGCCGGGCCUGGGUAACUCAAUGCAGGAUCGGUGUGGGUAUUGGCCGAGGGAGGUCGGGAAACAAUGCCACGUGACGCCACCCCUAUCCGACAAACAGCACACGCUGGCGGGGAUGCCCUCGCUUGCUGGCAGGUCGUGCGGAGGCCCAGCAUCUGUCCGAACCCCACUCUUCGGCGAGUCGUACGGGACUCACGCACGGCUGCCCCCUGCCUCUCGAGCCAUCCCGCUCAUCCUGGGCUCUAUCGGCAGCAGCAACUUCCUCCGUCUGAACUCCACCGCUGUCCGAACCCUGACCGCUGACGAUCUGCAGAAGGCACGACGCACCAAACCGAUCACACAGCAACAAGCACCUCGCCAAACGCUGAGUGAGAAAGCCCGGGAACUGAAGGUUCCCACUACUCGACUCGAGAGAUUGGCCAACUUUGGAGGAUUGGCGAUCAGAGUAGGAUUCGGAACACUGUUGGAAGCCACACGGAAGACGUUCAGUGCGGCAAACAGGUCACAGGGGGUUAUGCUGUUGGAUUCCAGCACCAUCCUAUCCGAGGCGAAUGCUGAAAGGAUUGUAAGCACCCUCUGUAAAGUGAGAGGGGCCGCUCUGAAACUGGGACAAACGCUGAGCAUUCAAGAUGAAGCGUUCAUUAAUCCCGCCCUACAGAAGAUCUUUGAGCGAGUAAGGCAUGGGGCGGACUUCAUGCCUACCAGGCAGAUGCUGAAAACUCUGCACAGCGAGCUGGGCUUGGACUGGCGGGAGAGGCUGGAGCUCUUUGAGGAACGCCCCUUUGCGGCAGCAUCGAUUGGCCAGGUUCACCUGGCGAGGCUGAAGGAUGGUCGGGAGGUGGCUAUGAAGAUCCAGUACCCCGGAGUUGCUAAGAGCAUCGACAGUGACCUGAGGAAUCUGACGACCCUUCUCAACAUGAGCAACGCUCUCCCUGCAGGACUGUUCCCGGAACAUGCGAUCGAGGUGAUGAGUCAGGAACUGGCCCUCGAGUGCGAUUACGAGAGAGAGGCGGCCUGCACCAAGACAUUCAAGGAGCUGUUGGUGGAUGAGCCGUUCUUUAAUGUCCCGUCUGUCAUCGAGGAGCUCAGCAGCAAGCGAGUUCUCACCACCGAGCUGGUCCCUGGCUUCCCUUUGGAUAAGGCCGAGGGACUGGAUCAAGAGACCAGGAAUGAGAUCUGUGCCAAUAUCCUGAGGCUGUGUCUGCGGGAACUCUUUGAAUUCAGGUACAUGCAGACCGACCCCAACUGGUCCAACUUCUUCUAUGAUCCACAAAAUAGGAAGGUAUCCCUGCUGGAUUUCGGAGCAACGCGGGAAUUUGAGAAGGCAUUUACGGAUGAGUAUAUUGAGGUUAUCCGAUCAGCAGCUGACCGGGACCGGGAGGCCGUGCUGAACAAGUCCAUUGAGCUGAAGUUCCUGACUGGCUAUGAGACGAAGGUGAUGAAGGACGCUCAUGUUGACGCCGUGAUGAUCCUGGGUGAAGCCUUCUCCUCCUCUGAACCUUUCGACUUUGGCUCCCAGACCACGACUCAGCGCAUCCAUGACAUCAUUCCCAUCAUGCUCCAGCACCGCCUGACCCCGCCCCCCGAGGAGACGUACUCACUCCACCGCAAGAUGGCGGGCACCUUCCUGGUCUGCUCCAAGCUGAAGGCCCGCAUCGCCUGCAAGCCUAUGUUCGAGGAAACCUACGGGCGAUACUGGCAUGGGGGGCAGGCGGAUAGGAUGGGGGUCAAAGGUUAACUGGGGUCAAAAGUGUGGCUUGCUGAGCCUCCCUUUUCCUAAUGCGCGUAACUCUCCCCCUGCACUGUCCCCACACCCCUUCCCCCAUCCCACCUCAAUCGCACCCAGGCCACCGAUGUGGGACGACUGAGGGGAACUCAGUCGGAUCACUUCCAAUGUUCCACCUAGCCAAGGGUUGGCCAGAGAUGGUGUUCGGAAUACUUGAUCCCUUUUAAACCAAUUUUAAUGGCAUCGGCCUCCAUUCAGCUGCAGCUGUUGACUAGGAGGGUAGCUUGUGUGGGGAGGUGGAACAGCACAAACCAACCAUGGUGAUAGGCCAUACUCUUAUGUCGCAGACUUUAAUUUCAUGAAGUUGUUCUCUUUUCAUUCAGCAAACAAUGUGAGGGAUUUGGGUCCGUUGGGAUGGUGUAGAAUGGGAAUGAACGGUAAGGGGUUUGGGUCCUUUGGGAUUGUGUACAACGGGAGUGAAUGGGAAGGGGUUUGGGUCCAUUGUGAU
Molecule: messenger RNA, 2583 nt
Organism: Carcharodon carcharias (great white shark)
Lineage: Eukaryota; Metazoa; Chordata; Chondrichthyes; Lamniformes; Lamnidae
Product: atypical kinase COQ8A, mitochondrial-like
Exons: 15
Coding region: 249-2087 (612 amino acids)
Biological process (GO): ubiquinone biosynthetic process
Cellular component (GO): extrinsic component of mitochondrial inner membrane
Molecular function (GO): kinase activity
Source: RefSeq, a predicted model, not a curated record